This is a messenger RNA of Mesorhabditis belari, 387 nucleotides long. The record is from the annotation of a GenBank genome assembly. Lineage: Eukaryota; Metazoa; Nematoda; Chromadorea; Rhabditida; Rhabditidae.
AUGAUUAAACACGAUCAACUUUCUUUUGAUCGAACCAAGGAUCUUCUUGGAACAGGAAAUUUUGCCAAUGUCUACAAGGGAAUCUACAAAAUUGAUGAUAAAAUGGAAAAAUUGUCGCUAUUAAAGAGAGCAUUAGCAAGAGAAGCGUAUACCGUGGAACAACUCAAGAAAGAGCGUGAAUCGAUGUUGAAAGAAGCGGAGACGCAAGUCUACUACGUGCACGAGAAUGUCGUCAGGUCACAUGGCACCCGGAACGCUGAAGAAGCCGGCCAUUUACUCGAAGAAGUCGGAUGUCUGGGCGUUUGGAAUGCUGAUCUACGAAGUAUUCAACAACGAGUGAAGCCAUGGCCUGUGAGGAUCAGCCGAGGAAAAUUGCGACAACAAGAU